Purpureocillium takamizusanense is the source of this 3262-nucleotide messenger RNA. RefSeq lists its product as uncharacterized. Bases 690 to 2975 code for a protein of 761 amino acids. Gene Ontology annotation, biological process: positive regulation of DNA-templated transcription. The transcript has 4 exons. Gene Ontology annotation, cellular component: Set1C/COMPASS complex. NCBI's taxonomy places the organism in Eukaryota, Fungi, Ascomycota, Sordariomycetes, Hypocreales, Ophiocordycipitaceae. The record is from RefSeq and is a predicted model, not a curated record.
CCUCACCUGGCUUUGCAAUCUACACACAGCAGCAGCAGCAGCAGCAGCAGCAGAAACUCCUCGGCGUGCCGUCUGCUCCUGUACUCGCCUCUCCCGGCUGGGGAACAAGAACCCACCGCGUGUGCGAGGAAACCCGCCUCCCUUCCACAGGCACGCUCGUGCGCUGUCUACCCACCCUCUCCUCCCCUGCUCUUCCCUAACGUAGUAACGUAGUUAAGUUACUGCGUACCUACCUUGGGUACUGUACUGUGCCUUACCUAAGUUGUUACCACGCUACUGGUACGGGCUCAGUGGUCAUUCAUCACUGAAAUUCUUCUUUCCCUUCCCACUUGAUGCCCUCCUCGCUCGCUGUCUUGAUCUUGGAUAUGACUGUCAAGGACUUCCGGGCCAUGUGCUACGAAUAACCCUCCCAUCUAUCUGCUUCGAUCUCGUCGAAACCCAUUCCGCUCUGUCUGCAUCUCGCCGGCGGCGCCUAGCUCGCUGUCCCUCGCCUUGCUGCCGUCCUCCCUCCGUUGGUCGCCCUCGACUCCCGAGUGUCGGUCCCUGCCACCCGUGAGCCGUUUUGAUUGGGUAUAUGUGCGCGGCACACCUUCGCAGUCGCAGCUGUUCGAUAUUCGCAUCUGUUUCUGCUUCCUGGGAAUGAACGUGCGGUUGCCGUUUUAGACCGACGGGCAGUUCACGGCGCUGCUAUGAGCGAGCACCAGCCGGCUUCAAGCUUUGGAGAUCCAAAAGCACAGCCGCCCACCCCCAAGCAGACGCCGACUUCUGCCGCCUUCCCGAGCCCCGUCUUCGAAACCCCCCACGCACGUCAAGGCUCUUUCCACGAGGCUGGCGGUCUGACACCUCGGUUCGCCGAAGAGUAUUCCGUCUUCAACGCGACGCCAGGCAACCUGCGAGGCACCCCGGGCCCCUUUGCCGACUUUCUCCCUGCGACCCCCUCCAGUGCUUCGGGAGGGCACAAGCGCCUGCUGUCUGCCGAGGGUUUCGCCAUCCAUAUUGCUGCGCAUGCAAAUCACUUCUCGCCCAACCCUGCCGCCCCAUUGCCUCCUGUCGACCCGUCUCGCCGCCUGCCUUCGUCUCCUGAUCCUGCCACAGCCGGCAAGGCAACGGCAGCUGCAGCCGUCACAGACGCCCAGCUCAGCCCCAACAUCUCAGGGACGCGGUCGUCUAAAAAGGUCCGGAGAGGAGCCGUGCCGGAACCUCCAGAGACGUCCCAGGUCUUAUCUCCGCCUCCGACCGCACGAAAGGGAGAGCGCAAGCUCGCCCCCAAGCCCAACAUGCAAAAUGACCAGCCCUUCGGCCAGCCCGAUUUUGCUGAUCCCUCCCACCAGGACUUGACAGCUCUUGUGGCCAACCCCAGCGACUUGUUCAGCUAUCCUCUAUCUGCCCCGGCCACGGCACCUGUGAAUUUCUGGGACCCGUCCAUGUCGAUGGGCAUGGACUUGGACUUUGGCGCACCCGGACCAAAUAUGUUCCAGUCCCCCAAUCCAUCUUUGCAUCACCACACGGGAUCCUUCGACUGGAACGCAGACAUCCAGCUGUUCCAAGACACCACUGUGCCGCCCCCUUCCUCGAACCAGGAGAAUGUCCAGCCGGUCAGGCGUGAAAGAACGCUGGCACCAAAGCCUUCGGCGUCCGAUGCCUUGGCUGUCACCACCGCCAUGACCGCAGUGCCCGCGACCCAGCCCACGGCCCUCGAUGAUCCCUUUGGCCUUGUGCCACAUGGGCAUGGCGUUGAUCCCGGCCUGCUGUCGAGCCGUCCUCAGACGUCGGCAAUGGACUCGCAAUUCAACGGUCAGGCUGAAUCUGAAUCUGGAUCUGCCGAGGAGGCCAUUGUCGCAUCCAGUAAAUCGCAUUCCAGCGGUGGGCUGCGAAGAUCUAAUAGUGUCAAGGGAGCAAGAGCUGGCAAGCUUCCAGACAGGGCUCUCGCUAGCUCUCCCAUCAAGACAUCCGCUGCACGACCAGGCUUGGGGCGGAGCUACAGCGAAAACCGCGGGAAGAGGGCAUUAGGCAGAGGCUCCCUUCCGACACUAGCGCCGGCCGCCCGUCCUGUACUGCAGGCGGGUAGCGGUACCAGCAUGCCAGCCGCCAGGUCCGGUGGCCGCAGCUCAGGCAGGGUGUCUCCGUCCAAGACGAUGCCUCGGAUUUCGAGCCUGGCCUCUAUCCCCGAAACAUCACCGCAGCACCGCCCUCGCACGUCGGUACGGUUUACUAUUGACGCCCAGGGGCGGGCAAGGGCCGAGACGACCGUGAUUGGCGAGAGUGCCUCUGUCGGCAGGAGAGUCCCACGGAGCAAGAGCUCGCGUGAUGUGUCUUCCAGUCUAAGCUUGCACUCGUCAGAGGAUGAUGACUCGACAGAUGACGAGCCCAUCAUCAUACCGAGUCGCAACAACUCGUUUAAUGCUUCGUUCGCGCUACCGGAUCCGCGGAAGCCCGUCGGCUCCAUCUUUCACUCUUCGAGACGCAGCAUCAGCGACAGGAGCGCGAGCAACUCUGCCAACGACGCCGAGAGCGAGGCAGAGACGGUCGUCAACGAGCGUCAGAGUAAAGGGGGCGAUGCAACCAGCGAGCUUCGCAAGGUAGUAGAGGACCGCCAAAAGAGGUCGAGCCGCAUGGAAAGCGUCCGGUCGCAACGAUUCGUGUCGACCAACCUUGGGCAUUAUACCGGUGGCAUCAUCUCGCCGACAAGCUUGACGGAAUCAAGCUACGGCCCAGAAAGCCAGGGAGUGCGCUGCGUCUGCGACUCGACGGCGCCAGAUGAGGCCGGCGGCUUCAUGGUCCAAUGCGGGUCGUGUGAAUUGUGGCUUCACGGCAGCUGUUUGAAUAUCACGAGGCAAUCCAUGCCCAAGGUCUACAUCUGUGGAUUUUGCGCGAACACGGCCAAUAUGGCGGGGAGGCGGGCCAGAGACAACGCACUCGGCAUUGGAGGGAUGGUGUCUCCUCUGGCGAACAAGUCAUUUAGGUCCUUUCGUUGACAGCAUAGCGACGGGGCCGGUCUCGAACGGCGCAAUUGUCGGACGCUUUGGUUUUUAUGUGUCGUGUACAUUGAUUGAUGUUGCAUACCGGGAAGGGGGGCGACGAAAAAAGACACGCGGGCUCUCUGCCACGAUGGGUAUGAAUGAGCAUGGGUUACUGCGCCUGGAGCAGUCAAUAUGGACUGGGAACAGCGGGCCAGGUUGAUGCCUCGUGGUAAUGGCGUUUUGGGUGAUUUGAAUACUAUACCUACGCAGGAGGUUCUUGCCGAGAAGAACCUUUUGGCUUA